CCCAACCAGCUCUGACCGGACUGUCAGAAGAACAGGAAGACUUUCUUCAGCGCUAGAGACGUUAGUCGCUUCCCCCUGUCAUUCAGGGGUUAAAAAGUUAACCAAACUUGUAAGCAGUCAUGGAAACUAAUUUGGGAUACGCGGUCGGGCCAAGUCAUCCGUAAUACCAACUCGUCGCCCGUGUUGUAGUCGCUUUAACAACUCGUGGAAGUGGGAAGAGCGGAGUUUUUUUCUUUCCUGAGACUUUACCUACUGUAGUCAGACGAGCUAGCCUAGCAAGCUAACGGUUAGCUUAGUUAGUACCGCAUACUUUCGAGACUUGAAAUACACAUUGUUUAAAUCUUCGGCUUGUGUUACAUGUUAAUGCUGGUGGAAUAAGUCAUCAUUUGUGUUUUACAAACGCAACAGGUUGGUUUUGUACUUUUCGACCCGAGGAGUUGGGGCUGUGCUUUGAAUUUCCCUCCUUCAGUGAUACAGACAGGCGGCUUAGCUAGGGGCUCGUUCGGUGUAACAGUUGGCUCUCUACCAAAUCAUUAGCACCGUUGUGCUAAUUGUUGCUAAGUUAGCCAGGGCACUAGCAUAGGCCCAGGGGAAUUAACUGUUUGCUUUUUCGCAAAGUCAGGAAACACCGACGGGAGAAACAUUUACUUUGUUUUUUCACGUUUGAGUACCGGGAAAUUAAAGACACACGGGUUUAUUUUGACACCCAAUUCAAGGGAACGGAUUACGCUAUAAAUAUGGAUCCAAACACGGGGAACUCUGCCUCAGCUGCUGGUCCCAAGAAGGACAAGAAAUCAAAGAAGAGCAUUGAGGAUGGAGAUGGGAAAAAGAAAUUUAAACUCAAACGCCUGAUUCCUGAUGAGUUGGAGCGUUUCACCAGCAUGAGGAUGAAAAAGGACAAGGAGAAGCCUGGCCAUGUGCCAAAUCAGCGUCACUCUUCAGCUGCCAGCUAUGAGAUCAACCCUCAGAGUGCCAUGCUGCAUGAUCAUUCUGAUGAAUACGUACUGGAACUCUUUGAACAGAUGCUGGUGGAUAUGAACCUGAACGAGGAGAAGCAGCAGCCGCUGAGGGAAAAAGACAUUAUGAUCAAACGAGAGAUGGUCUCCCAGUACCUCCACACGUCUAAAGCUGGUCAGAACCAGAAGGAGAGCUCCAAAUCAGCCAUGAUGUACAUCCAGGAGUUGAAGUCAGACUACCGAGACACACAGCUGCUGAGCUGUCUGGAAUCUCUGCGAGUCUCACUCAAUAACAACCCCGUCAGUUGGGUGCAGAACUUUGGAGAUGAGGGUCUGGCCCUGUUGCUGAAUCUGCUGAGAAGACUGCAGGAAGACAAAGACGAGUACCCAAUGAUGGGAGUGAAAUGUCAACACGAGAUCAUUCGCUGUCUAAAAGCCUUUAUGAACAACAAGUACGGUCUUAAAUCCAUGCUGGAGUCAGAUGAGGGAAUUCCUCUGCUGGUCAGAGCCAUCAACCCCAGGGUGCCUCAUAUGAUGGUGGAUGCUGUCAAGCUGCUCUCUGCCAUUUCAAUUUUGGAACAUCCUGAGAACCUUCAUGAGCGUGUUUUGGAGGCCAUUACAGAGGAGGCAGAGAGGCGGGACAUCGAGAGGUUCCAGCCUCUGCUUGCUGGCAUGAAAAACCACAACAUCGCUCUUAAGGGUGGCUGUAUGCAGCUAAUCAACGCCUUGAUCAGCCGGGGAGAAGAGUUGGACUUUAGGAUCCAUAUUCGCUCUGAACUGCUAAGACUGGGACUCAGAGACCUGCUGACGGAGGUGCGGAUGAUAGAAAACGAAGAGCUGAGGGUGCAACUCACGGUGUUUGAUGAGCAGGCUGAAGAUGACUCUGAGGACCUCAAAGCACGUCUUGAUGACAUCCGCAUUGAGAUGGACGAUGUGAGGGAAGUGUUUGAGAUCAUAGUGAACACUGUGAAGGACUCCAAGGCCGAAACCCACUUCCUGUCCCUGAUGCAGCACCUGCUGCUGAUCCGUAAUGACUAUUUGGCUAGGCCUCAGUACUACAAGUUGAUAGACGAGUGUAUCGCUCAGAUCGUGCUUCACAGAAAUGGAGCGGACCCUGACUUCAAAUGCCGUAACCUCAGCCUCAACGUUGAAAGCUUGAUAGACAACAUGGUGGACCAGACCAAGGUGGAAACCAGCGAAGCGAAAGCAACUGAGCUGGGGAAGAAGCUGGAUACAGAGUUGACAGCACGCCACGAGUUGCAGGUGGAGCUGAAGAAACUGGAGGGCGACUAUGAGCAGAAGCUGCAGGACUUGAGCCAAGAGAAGGAACAGCUGGCCACUUCUAAGCUGGAGCGAGAAAAGGAGAACCAGGGACUACAACAACAGCUAGGCACUCUGCAACAGCAGAUUGAAAAGCUCUCUAAAGAUCUGGAAGAGGCCAAGACUAAAGUUGUCACAGUUACUGUCCCUGUGCCAACACCAGGUUUGCCCCCUCCACCUCCCGCCCCUCCGCUCCCUGGCCAGAAUGUAGGUAUGCCCCCUCCACCUCCACCCCUUCCAGGCCACGCAAGCAUCCCCGCCCCGCCACCCCCUCCUCCUUUACCGGGUCACGCCGGUAUUCCUCCUCCUCCUCCUCCACCUCCUUUACCAGGCAUGCCUGGACCUCCGCCACCCCCGCCCCUCCCUGGCAUGUCAGGACCACCACCCCCUCCACCCUUACCUGGGAUGGGACCUCCACCACCCCCACCACCUCCUGGGUUUCCCGGUGUCCCUCCUCCGCCGCCGGGUCCAGGCAUGCCUCCACCUCCACCAUUUGGCUGGGGGGCCCCUGCACCACCCACGCUGCCUUAUGGACUCCAGCCUAAGAAGGAGUACAAGCCUGAGGUCCAGCUGAAGAGAGCCAACUGGAGCAAGAUCGGACCUGAGGACCUCUCUGAGAAGAGUUUCUGGACCAAGGCGAAAGAGGAGAAAUUCGAAAACAAUGAGCUCUUUGCCAAACUCACCUUAACCUUCUCCUCACAGAAGACCACUAAAGCUCGACUUCACUCUUCCUCAUCCUCCUGUUCCUCCUCCUGCACCCCCCAUUCCUCGUUACCCAGCAAACAGACCGACACCACACCGAGCCACCGCUGA
Messenger RNA from Epinephelus fuscoguttatus (brown-marbled grouper), 3089 nucleotides. Its product is annotated as protein diaphanous homolog 1. The transcript is spliced from 19 exons. Bases 738 to 3089 code for a protein of 783 amino acids. Gene Ontology annotation, molecular function: microtubule binding; small GTPase binding; actin binding. The record is from RefSeq and is a predicted model, not a curated record. NCBI's taxonomy places the organism in Eukaryota, Metazoa, Chordata, Actinopteri, Perciformes, Serranidae. Gene Ontology annotation, cellular component: actin filament; cytoplasm. Gene Ontology annotation, biological process: actin cytoskeleton organization; actin filament polymerization.